UGAUUUAUGAAUGGGGUCGGGAAGGCACAGCUGCGUGUACAGCCAGUAUCUUUCAUAACUUUCCUUAACAACGAAACAACAACGUGUCAACAAGAGACCUGUACAACGCUCCCGACGAACGGAACAGCGAUUCCGCCGAAAAUACGAAAUCCACGAUGAUACGCGCGGAGCUGACCGAUCUGUUGGACCGGAUGAUGAAGACAGAUAUUUUCCACCCCUCGGAGAAGCUUCGAAUGAUACGGGACGAGGAGAAGAGCUUCCUCGAUCCGAAUUUGAUCAUGGACGCGAGGCACCGGAUACUUCGCGAGGAUUUGUCCGUCUCGCCGACGAAAUGCUCCGUCUUGGCGGAGGCAAAGAGAUUGUUCACGGAGGAGGAGGACGCGAAGUCGUAUAUGAAGAAGCAGCAGCGAUUCCUGGAGAGGGAGCUGAAGAGAUUCGAAAUGGAGGUGCUGAGGAGUCGGCCGAAGUUCUCGAGACCCUACACGUGCAAGAGGAGGACCUUCGCGCCGUCGGACGACGAGGAAUUUUGGAGUGCCUGCAGGAGAGCCAAACGUAAGAUAUCCGAGGACACAGAAAGGAGCAGCCAGGACAGACUGGCGGACGCUCCUUGGAAAAAGAGUAUGCUGCCGAAGGCUGACUCCGCGUUGAAUGACGAGAAGGUAGAAAAUUCGGAGCCACCCUUGGGAAGCAUCAAGGUGACAAUCACGGACAAGCCUAACUCGGAAGCGGAACUGCAGCGAUUGGACGUUCUGAGGAAAUGCUUCGACGCUCUGAGAAGUAACGCCGAAGAGGAGCGCCGGCUGAGGGACAUCAAGACGAAGAUCCAGCAGAGCGUGACCUCGAGGAUCACGAGGAAGUACUUCGACAUCUGGAGGACGCGUCUGAGGAACGAGACCAACGACGCGCAGGAAGAAAAGGAGGAUCCGAGGGUCUCCGAGGAGCGGAAGAUCGAGUUGUUCAUCAACGCGAUCACGGAGCAUCAGAAGGAGCUGAUGAGGACCAAGAAACCGAGGGGCAAGGACGACGGUCCAGCCGCCAGAGAAUUCGACACGGUGACGAGGAGGAGAAGCACUGUUUUCAAAGCUGUCGCCGCGGAAUCGCCGGCGCAGAGCCGUCUGAGCGCGCAGAAGAAGAUCAUAGAGAGCCAGAGAGCGAAGCUGGCGGAGCAGAACAAGAUCAUCGAGGAGCUGAAGCUGAGAGAGACGCAGAAGGAGAUCUACAGGUCGAGCAAAGAGACGGUGCACGUGGUGAAAGAGACGCUGACCCAUUGCGGGAAGAUGACGAGGAGGACGCUGAUUCAGUUGAUGCAACAGGCUGGUUACAGGGACGAAAGCUUAACGGUGCCCCACCAAGCGCCGGGUGCUCCGAAAUUUUUAUUGAGAAUGGAGGCGCGAGCAGAGGCGAGGCGGGAGAGGGUGAAACUGGCGGAAGAGUCGCGCAGGAGGAAACUGGAGGAGCAGAAGAUGAGAGAAGAGGCUGCUAGGCUAGAGGAGGAGCAGAAGAAGAGGAGAUUGCAACAAGAGGCCGCGGCGGAGGCUAGGAGGCUUCGACGGGAACAGGAGCAGAAUCGUCUGCGCGAAAUAGAGCGGCAUAACAGGCUGAACAAUAUCGCCGACCAGUUCUACCGGCGGUACCUGUUGAGGCGUUAUUUAAUCGAGCCGUUGAUCGCGCUCGUCGAACGGAAGAAAAGUAACGUGAGGAAAGCGGACGAUCAUUACAGGGAGACUCUAACGAGGAAGAUAUUCGUCGCCUGGAGAAGAGAAACCGAAGCGGAAUUGCUAGCGAGGAUCACGAUCGCAGAGUCUGUUUACAAUAAACGUUUGACGAUAAGUGCGUUCGGGGAAUGGAGGCGGAUGGUGAAAGAGGAGAACCUGAAAUAUCAAGUUGCCACCGACUUCUGCGAGAUAAAGCUGCUGGAUAGGUACUUUGCGCUAUGGCGAACGGUAACCUUAGAACUGAAAGCGGAACGCGAAAGAAACGAGGAGCUGGCUGGCAGACACUAUGUAAAUCAACUGAAGCGGAGGUACCUCUUUACGUGGAGGAGGUACCUCGCGAUUGCCGCGGAUAUUACAGAAAGCGAGAAAAGAAGAAACGAAUUGAGGCAACUGGUGCAGACAGUGAUUCCCGACUUUAAUCCCAAACAACGGGGCGUUGCGCUUGAAGAUUGAAGUUAGUUUCUAGAGAUCACGAAUAAGAAAACUGUACAGUGUAGACGACGAAAGUUAUGUAACACAAAAGCUAUUAUUGAUUUUAUAUUAUUUUCUUCCAUAAAAAAGAUGUGAACAUCAGUAAUGCUUAGACCUUAGAUGUACUAUACACAAUUGAUUAAUAUAAUUUAUUGCGAUGAUCGUACAAUGGCCACUUUAUCACAGUUACAAUAAGUAUAUAAAUAAUGUGCGCAAUAAUGAAAUGAAAGUAACCAGCACAGUAACUGAGAGCAACCCUUUUGCAUUACGAUAUGUUACUUCGGAGUUCGAUAUUACUAGCGAUAGCUUAUGUACGAGUUGGUUUGCUACUAUAAAAAAAAGAGAAAAAAAAUCGGUCAAGAAUGGGGAAAAAAAAAUUAAAGAAUAUAAAUAGAGAAAAGUGUGCUUGAACUAAUAUUGAAGUGAAUAUUAUAAUUCACGUACCGCCUGAUGUUCUGGCCUCAUUGUUUCAGAUUUUUAAAUAUCCUCUGCGCAAUGCAAAGUAUCACCAUCCAUACAA
Messenger RNA from Nomia melanderi (Alkali bee), 2706 nucleotides. The record is from RefSeq and is a predicted model, not a curated record. NCBI's taxonomy places the organism in Eukaryota, Metazoa, Arthropoda, Insecta, Hymenoptera, Halictidae.